Lucilia sericata (common green bottle fly) is the source of this 965-nucleotide messenger RNA. RefSeq lists its product as uncharacterized. The transcript is spliced from 5 exons. NCBI's taxonomy places the organism in Eukaryota, Metazoa, Arthropoda, Insecta, Diptera, Calliphoridae. The record is from RefSeq and is a predicted model, not a curated record. Bases 97 to 882 code for a protein of 261 amino acids.
GUAUUAACAAAAAGCACAAUAAACAUGAAAACCACUUCAGUGCAAGUUAAGCAUUCCUCUAAUUAAUUUCGUAGAAAAUAAAGAAAAUUUCAAACAAUGAAAUUUAAAGUUUACCCUGUUGUGGUCUGUUUGGCCUUUAUUUUGGCCGGUUUUGUAUCUCAGACAGAUGCUUUAAUGGAGGAAGCCAUUUUGGAGUUUUUAGAAGAAAUACGUCAUCGUAUGUGUUAUCCCUUAUUUGGUUUGCCAGCUCUAGAUCCUUAUCAAAUUGAACAUGCUGAUUUCGAAAUGGAUAACAAAUAUAUAGUGGACUUGGUGGGUUCGGUGACAGAUUUACGUGUAACUGGUUUAUCUGAUUUCAAUGUAACCGAUAUAAAAAUCUCCACCAUACCGAUGAGAAAAUCAAAUUUCAAUAUUGUUUUACCUCUAACGGCUUUAAAAUCUUUAUAUAAAGCUAAGGGUUCUUUGGCGUAUAUCGUUUACAUAGAUGGUAAUGGCAAUGCUAUCGCGCAUAUUGACAAUGUGAAAUUGUCAAUUUCUUGGGUAUUAAAAACUGGCCUUACCAUGGGUAUACGCAACUUAAACAUUGAACUCAGUAUUGGAGACUUGUUUAUAGAUAUUGAAAAUCUUAUGGAAGAACAAAGAAUUACUGACUUUUUACAUGCCUUAAUCAAUGAAAUGGGUAUAGAGCUUUUAAAUGAUGUUUGGGUAGAGGCACAGGAUCGAGGCAUUGUAAAAUAUGUUGAAGAUACCAUUAACAAAUUUUUGGGAAAUUAUACUCUCAGCGAUAUUAUUAAAAUUAUUGGUGGCAUUGGUGGCGGUGGUGGUGAGGAACCACCAUUUGGUGGUGUUCCGGCCGAUUGCAAAACAAAAAAUUUAAUCUAAAGACUGAAAGCGUGAUAAUUAUUAGUUAUAUACAUUGUAUUUAUAAAUUCUUAUAUAUAGAACAAAACAAUAACAAUUGUUUA